Molecule: messenger RNA, 1278 nt
Organism: Daphnia pulex (common water flea)
Lineage: Eukaryota; Metazoa; Arthropoda; Branchiopoda; Diplostraca; Daphniidae
Product: larval cuticle protein LCP-22-like
Exons: 5
Coding region: 329-1174 (281 amino acids)
Cellular component (GO): chitin-based extracellular matrix
Molecular function (GO): structural constituent of chitin-based larval cuticle
Source: RefSeq, a predicted model, not a curated record
GUCGUCUGCUUGUGCUUUUCGUUCUAGUUGACUAGUUGUUCGAAAAAGAAACGAAAUGGUAUUAACGUGCGUUCGUGCCAUUAGUACAAUAUUAGUAUCACCGAAGUUUCGAUAAAGAGAGUAAGAGACGAAGUUCAGAUUUCAGAGAAAACUGAACGGUCUUUUUUUUAGCGUACGUAACUGCACGACAAAUAGGAAAACAAAAAAGUGAUCGUCAUGUGAACUCUGGUGUCGCGGCUCUCGAUGCCGUUUGGCAGAUAAAUAAAACUUGGAAUACAAGUUGAAUGAUUAUGAUAAACAACGUCCCGUUUGAUUGGACAAACUACCGAUGUCGGUCCGAUUUACGUCUUUCUUCUUCCCUUUUCUUUUAAUGUCCUCGUGUACACCCAUGCGAGUGUGGGGGUAUUCACGAGGACCCCUUUUUUCCCUAUCCCGCCUGAUGGAUUCACUAUUCUACGGAUGGAGCCAUAUUGGAUUUCCCAGGAUUAAAGGUCACAUGAACGCUUCUAUGUCUAGCGUUUGCCCUUCACCUGACUAUAUAAGCUCAGGUAAGAACGAUCAAAGAUAUCAGUUGUUCCACAAAUCAACCGACUACAACAUGAAGCUGUUCAUUAUCGCCGCUGUCUUGGCCGUUGCUACCGCUGCCAGCUACAAGCCGGCAUACAAGCCACCCACCUACUCCGCACCGGCCUACUCCAAACCAGCCUACUCUGCCCCAGCUUACUCUGCCCCAGCUUACCCAGCACCUGCCUACUCUGCCCCAGCAUACAAGGAUAACAAAUACGCUGACAUCACCAUCACCAGCCAAUCUGAUGAGCGCAAUCUCGAUGGCAGCAGCCAAUGGAGCUACGCCCAGUCUGACUACACCACCCGCGAGGAAUCUCAGGUCCAGAAGAAAAUGCAAGGAGUCAAGUACGACUCGUACGGUAAAGCCACCUACGAGGAUGUUAUGGGCAACACCAACAAGGGAUCUUCCUACUGGGUUUCCCCUGAAGGCCAGAAAUUCACUUUGACCUGGGCUGCCGAUGAUGCCGGUUUCCAGCCCAAGGGUGACCACUUGCCCGUCGCUCCCGUCCAUGUCUACGAGCUCCCAGUUGCUCCCGUCCACGAAUACGAACUCCCCGUUGCCCCCGUCCACAUUCCCUUCAACGGAAAGGGCUACAAGAUCUAUUAAAUUAUUGAUACGUGAUUGAAGAUAUAAAUUAUUUCCAAUGUGUUCUUUGUCAACAUUCUUGACAUUGUAUGUGUUGGCGUAAAUAUAAAUGCAGAACAUCGAAA